This is a messenger RNA of Pipistrellus nathusii (Nathusius's pipistrelle), 879 nucleotides long. The record is from the annotation of a GenBank genome assembly. NCBI's taxonomy places the organism in Eukaryota, Metazoa, Chordata, Mammalia, Chiroptera, Vespertilionidae.
AUGCACUCGGAUGCUGCCGCUGUCAACUUUCAGCUGAAUUCUCAUCUCUCAACACUGGCAAAUAUUCAUAAGAUCUACCACACCCUUAAUAAGCUAAAUCUAACCGAAGACGUUGGUCAAGACGAUCACCAAACAGGAAGCCUGCGGUCUUGUAGUUCUUCGGAUUGCUUCAGUAAAGUGAUGCCGCCAAGGAAAAAGAGAAGACCUGCCUCUGGAGAUGACUUAUCUGCUAAGAAAAGUAGACAUGACAGCAUGUAUAGAAAAUAUGAUUCAACUAGAAUAAAGACUGAAGAAGAAGCUUUUUCAAGUAAGAGGUGCUUAGAGUGGUUCUAUGAAUAUGCAGGUACUGAUGAUGUUGUAGGUCCUGAAGGCAUGGAGAAAUUUUGUGAAGACAUUGGUGUUGAACCAGAAAAUGUAGUUAUGCUUGUCCUAGCUUGGAAAUUGGAUGCACAAAAUAUGGGUUAUUUUACUCUACAGGAAUGGUUAAAAGGAAUGACUUCUCUACAAUGUGAUACAACAGAAAAACUCAGAAAUACUUUGGAUUACUUAAGAUCAUUAUUAAAUGAUUCUACAAACUUUAAACUUAUUUACAGAUACGCAUUUGACUUUGCACGGGAAAAGGACCAGCGCAGCCUAGACAUUAACACUGCCAAGUGCAUGUUGGGACUGUUAUUAGGAAAAAUCUGGCCCCUUUUUCCAGUUUUUCACCAAUUCUUAGAGCAAUCAAAAUAUAAAGUUAUUAACAAAGACCAGUGGUGCAAUGUGCUAGAGUUUAGCAGAACAAUUAGCCUUGACCUCAGCAACUACGAUGAAGAUGGCGCAUGGCCCGUUUUGUUGGACGAGUUUGUGGAGUGGUAUAAAGACAAGCAGAUGUCCUAG